Messenger RNA from Python bivittatus (Burmese python), 2551 nucleotides. The record is from RefSeq and is a predicted model, not a curated record. NCBI's taxonomy places the organism in Eukaryota, Metazoa, Chordata, Lepidosauria, Squamata, Pythonidae.
AAGAGCAGCAAUGGGCUGGGGAGAAGUUGAGGAGGAGGUGGGAGUACGGCUCACUCGCCUUCUGGUGCAGUCGCUUGCCUGCCUGCCUGCUGCCUGCCGGCCUCCCUCCUCCUUUUCAGGAUUCCUGGUUUACAGCCGUUGCUCCUGCUCUUGACAGAAACAUCUUUUCUUUACACUGAGUUACAAAUCUGUUAUGGUCAUCUGUAGAAGACUACAUUCUUUGUUACCAGUCACAGAAUGAACUGAGAUUUGCGCAGAAUUUUUUUUUUAAAAAGGGCUAAUUUUGCAUAUCAGCUGCACUUUUUCCACAGUUAAGAACUAUAAACAUGUUUGAAAGGUAGUGACUUUCUGUUUGCUAGAAGCUUAGAAGAUAUCAUGAGACCCACAGCACCAGCAUUCUGCAGCUGAUGCAGAGAAGCUCAUGCCAUCCGCCUUUCGCUGGAUUUGACUUGGAAUUUGCCUCUGUGGGCGCUCCCCCCUCCAAGUUAUCUGGGUUGCAAAACUGGGAAAGCAGCAACGGCUGCUCAUCUUUGGCAGUAGAAGAUUAUGGUGGCGGCUCAGCACUAGCAAGCCAGCAGCAGCAGAGCGGGACUCUGUUUGGAUGCAUUUUCACUAAAAAUCCUCAGCAUCAGGAAGGGCAGCUGGAUGAUUUGGCAGCCAAGCAAAAAUUGAGAGCAUUUGUAACAAAGAAACAGGAAAGGCAAGAACGUGGGGCUGGGGGGCAGUAGCACCAGUUUUUUUUGUGUGCUUCUAGGGAGGAGGGUUGAUUAUCAUGGCGGAUCGGACAGCUCCUAGAUGCCAGCUCCAUCUGGAGUGGGUAUAUGGGUAUAGGGGUCAUCAGUGCCGCAACAACCUGUACUACACAGCAGGCAAGGAAGUGGUUUACUUCGUGGCUGGAGUCGGGGUGGUUUAUAACACCAGAGAGCAUACACAGAAGUUUUUCCUGGGGCACAAUGAUGACAUUAUCAGCCUAGCUUUGCAUCCCGAUAAAACCCUUGUUGCUACAGGGCAAGUUGGCAAGGACCCUUAUAUCUGCAUCUGGGAUACCUACAAUAUGCAGGCUGUUUCUGUACUGAAAGAUGCACACACCCAUGGAGUUGCAUGCUUGGCUUUUGAUUCAGAUGGCCAGCGUUUAUCUUCAGUGGGACUGGAUGCCAAAAACACAGUCUGCAUUUGGGACUGGAAGAAAGGAAAACUACUGGCAUCAGCUACUGGCCACUCAGAUAGGAUUUUUGAUAUUUCCUGGGAUCCAUAUCAACCUAACCGAGUGGCUAGCUGUGGAGUGAAACAUAUCAAGUUUUGGACUCUGUGUGGAAAUGCCUUGACAGCCAAAAGAGGAAUAUUUGGCAAAACAGGAGACCUGCAAACUAUCCUCUGUUUGUCUUGUGCAAAAGAUGAUGUUACAUUCUCUGGUGCUUUAAAUGGAGACAUCUAUGUCUGGAAAGGGCUCACCUUAGUCCGCACAAUCCAAGGAGCUCAUGGUGCUGGAAUUUUUAGCAUGUAUGCAUGUGAGGAAGGCUUUGCAACUGGUGGGAGAGAUGGCUGUAUUCGACUGUGGGAUAUUGAUUUCAAGCCAAUAACUAAAAUUGAUCUCAGGGAGACUGAGCAAGGAUAUAAAGGUUUAUCCAUCCGAAGCGUGUGUUGGAAAGCAGAUCGACUUCUAGCAGGAACACAGGACAGUGAAAUAUUUGAAGUGAUUGUGAGAGAAAGAGAUAAGCCAAUGCUCAUAAUGCAAGGCCACUGUGAAGGCGAGCUCUGGGCUCUGGCAGUCCAUCCCAAAAAACCAUUAGUUGUUACUGGCAGUGAUGAUCGAUCCGUGCGCUUAUGGAGCCUUGUCGAUCAUGCCUUGAUUGCCCGAUGCAAUAUGGAAGAAGCUGUGCGGAGUGUAUCCUUCAGCCCUGAUGGAUCUCAGCUGGCUCUGGGAAUGAAAGAUGGGUCUUUCAUUGUUCUGAGAGUAAGAGAUAUGACAGAAGUUGUUCAUAUCAAAGAUCGGAAGGAAGUAAUUCAUGAAAUGAAGUUUUCACCAGAUGGCUGCUAUCUUGCAGUGGGUUCUAAUGAUGGUCAGGUAGAUAUCUAUGCAGUUGCUCAGAGGUAUAAGAAAACUGGAGAAUGCAACAAGUCUUCUAGUUUUAUCACUCAUAUUGACUGGUCUCUAGACAGUAAAUUCUUGCAAACAAAUGAUGGUGCAGGAGAACGGUUCUUCUACAGGAUGCCAUCUGGAAAACAUUUGGCAAACAAAGAUGAGAUCAAAGGAAUUCAUUGGGCUUCAUGGACCUGUGUGAUAGGAUCAGAAGUAAAUGGAAUCUGGCCAAAGUACAGUGAUGUUACAGACAUUAACUCUGUAGAUGGAAAUUAUAAUAAUACAGUUUUAGUGACUGGAGAUGAUUUUGGAUUAGUUAAAUUAUUCAGAUUUCCGUGUCUUAAGAAAGGUAAGAUAUUAUGCCAUGUGUAUAUAAUUUCUUGCUUUAUUUGUAUUAAGGAUUAUUUGUCGAUUUGUCAGUGGCUGAGAUAUAUUCCUUUAAGUGAACCACAGCACAUUGUACAUAAUCAG